CUUACAAAAUCUGUCCAAUAUCGUCGUUCCAUGGUACUAUUCCCCCAAUCAGAGCUCCUCCUCCGAUCAGUGUGCUCGAAGCAUACCAUCACCGAUAACGACCCUUUCUGCAGUCAGUGUGUUCGAAGCAUCACCCCCAAGUGCAAAUAGAUAGAAAAAGAAUAAAAAAAAAAAAAACCACUCCUGUCAAUGUUCAUUGACAGCGCAGAAACCAAGGGAAAAAACAACUGUUGCUGGAGAAUCAGGAGAAAAAAAGUUCAAAAGUCGGGGAAAAGUAGCAACGGGGAAGCGGCGGCAGCAGCGGCUCAAACCAGAGGAGUCGAUGGAGAAACUCGCUGCUUGCAGCAACGAGUCAUGGGGAGCAACCUCUCCUGCUUAUAGCAGCGGCGGCGGGGCAGCAGCAGCGGCAAUAGCGGCGGUAGUAGCAGCUCAAACCAGAGGAGUUGGUAGUUUUUGGGGGAAAAAACCGAAAGAACUGCGAAGCUACGUUGUAGUUAUGUCGUCUUCUAGGGUUUUUAUAGGUUCUCAAGCUCUCACGGCAGCUGCGAAGGCGGCAAAAGCAUCUAACGCAACCUCCUCCGGCGUCGCUGCUACUAAGCCUCAAGCACCGAACCGUACCAGUGGUAUCUUCAAGGUCACUCCCGUGUCCCCUACCAUGUGCCAGUUCCUCGGCGUUUCUGAGGCCUCUCGUACCGAUGCCGUCAAGAAAAUCUGGGACUACAUCAAACUCAACAGCCUUCAGAACCCAGCAAAUAAAAGAGAGAUCCGAUGUGAUGAAAAGCUGAAGACAAUAUUUGAUGGAAAGGAGACAGUUGGAUUCCUGGAGAUUGGGAAAUUGCCGUCGCCCCAUUUUGUGAAGACUAACUGAGAUUGGAAUUGGCUUUUAACGUUGCCACAUUUUUGUGAUCAUAGACCACUUGGUUGCUUUUCAGGUGUAUUUGGCAAGUCUUUAUGACUUGAAAAUGGACUUGGUUUACAGACCCAGAUUGGGCCUACUCUACAAAAAAAAAAAAAAAAAAACCAGAGGAGUUGGUGGAAUAGCGGCAGUAGCAGCGGCUCUCUGCAAAUCGGUGGAAGAAAGGUUAAAAACCUGUCGCCGAUAGAAAGAAAGGAAAGAGAAAUAAAAAAAAAAACCAACUGUUGCCAGCAAGUUCAUGAGAAAACAACUCCUGUUGCGGCGGCAGCGGCAGCGGAGAUGUGCAAGCUCCCUUCCCUCCUCCACCUCCGGCCAUGGUUCUCUCUCCCUUUGUCCUCCUGCACCUUAUCUCCACUACGUUCUCUCUCAUACUUUGCUGAUUUGAGAAAACGAAAACAGAUCCAACCGGAGUUUGCUUUCUCCGUCUGAUCCGGUAAAAGAUCUCACCGGAGUUCGCUUUCUCCGGCCGGAUUAGUAUAAUGAAUGUCUUUUCCGAUGAGAAGAGAGAGAAGGUGUUGCAACCGUGGAUUAUAAAUUUGUAUAUCUUCUUUUCAUCUAACAGUUCAAUUCUAGUUGAUCAAAUCCUAAGGUUAAAAUCC
Macadamia integrifolia is the source of this 1515-nucleotide messenger RNA. Its product is annotated as upstream activation factor subunit UAF30-like. NCBI's taxonomy places the organism in Eukaryota, Viridiplantae, Streptophyta, Magnoliopsida, Proteales, Proteaceae. Bases 323 to 868 code for a protein of 181 amino acids. The record is from RefSeq and is a predicted model, not a curated record. The transcript has a single exon. Gene Ontology annotation, cellular component: nucleus.